CUUGUCUGCGCGUGCCUCUCGGCUACGGAGUGGACCAAGGCACAGGGUGACUGGGAUUUACUUCUGCUGCAGUGACAUUAGACUCUGUAACUCAUCUGAACAGCAUACACAGAAACACGCACUAUACAAACACUCACAUUUGAGCUGCUCACCUCCUCUCACUUUUUUAAGAGUAGUGUGAGCUCACAGGCAGGAGUCCUGCUGUUUUGCCUGGUGGACAGCCAGCAGUUAGUGAGCCUGCGAUGUCUUGGGACUGCGGCCUGAGGUACAUGUUCUCCGUGUCCCCUGCGCUGCAGCAGGGGAGCAUGUGCAUCCUGCAUGACAAGGAGGACCUGUCCAGACUGGAGAUGGUCCAGAGAUUGGCCAAGGACGGCUGCCGCUUCCUGCAGAACCACAGCAAGGGCCCAGAGAGGACAAGCGAGCCCCAGAGUGACGAGGCAGUCCGUGUGUGUCUGAGGGAGAGGGGCCACGAUGUGCUGGUUCUCCAGAGAGUGUCGUCAGAGCCGCCAGCCCCCUCUGCAUCAGCGAGGGGAGGAGGGAGAGAGGAGGCGAGGAACAGGAGGUACAUGGUGGUAUCAGGGACUCCGGAGAAGAUCCUGGAGCACUUGCUGAACGACCUGACAGUGGAUGAUGACCAGGGGACAACACAGGGCAAAGAGUCAGAUACACUUCUGGAUGACUUUCUGCUGACCUAUCCAGUGUUCAUGUCCACCAGCGACUUAUGUCAAGCUCUGCUGGGGCACUAUUGCACCAAGCGAUACCGAGGGAAGGAGGACAGGAAGGAGGCUCUGGAGAGGAAACGAAAAGUGCUGCACCUGGUGUCACAGUGGAUGGCUCUCUGCAAAGACUUCCUGAGGGAGGACGAGCACGUCAAAAUGUUCAUGAAGACGCUGUAUCGUUACGUGUUGGAUGAUCUUUAUGAGCACCCAGUCCUGGAGAAGGAUGUGAGGGAUCUGCAGAAACUGUACCAGCUGCAUCGCAGACACACGGUGGAUGAAUAUUCCCCUCAAAGAAAGAGCAAAGCACUUUUCCACCAAUUGAGCCUGAAAGAGAACGGGCUCCAGUCCAGAGGCACACAGAGGGAGACCAAGGAAGUACUGUGUCAUGUGUAUCUUUCAAUGGACUCGUACCUGAGUAUGAGGGCCCAUGUUGGGGUAGCGGCCCAGGAGCUGCUGCAGGCCGUGGCAGAAAGGAUGGAUGUCCCACAGGGGGAACUGGUACUAGUGGCUGUCACUUACCCUGGAGGCAGGCUCCUCCUGCAGCCUCAGGACAGAGUCUUCUCCGAUUCUUUACGGCCGGUGGGGAGGCUGCAUGUCUGCAGGAAGGACCUAGGAGAGGUCCUGAACCCGUUCACAGACAACUCCGAGCUGCAGCAGAGGACGGCUCGCACGCUCAGUUUAAACACAUGGGACGUGGCUGUUGCUCUCACCAACUUUGACUGGACAAUCUUUGACUCAAUACACGAGCAAGAGCUCGUCUAUUUCACCUUCAGCCGCCACAGUAGCAGCGGUCACACCGCGGCGUUAGAGCUGCUGCUGCAGCGCUGCAAUGAAGUCCAGCUGUGGGUGAUGACUGAGGUGCUGCUGUGCCCAACGCUCUGCAAAAGGGUCCAACUCAUCAAGAAGUUCAUCAAGAUCGCUGCCCACUGCAAAGCUCAGAGGAACCUCAACUGCUUCUUUGCCAUUAUAAUGGGCCUGAACACUGCAGCUGUCAGCCGCCUCAGUCAGACUUGGGAGAAAAUUCCUGGGAAAUUUAAAAAGCUGUUCUCAGAGCUGGAGACAAUUACAGAUCCGUCGCUGAACCACAAGGCCUACAGGGACUCCUUCAAGAAGAUGAAGGCGCCAAAGAUCCCCUUUCUUCCUCUGCUACUGAAAGACAUCACGUUCAUUCAUGAAGGCAACAAGACGUUUCACGACAACCUGGUUAAUUUCGAGAAGCUGCACAUGAUAGCAGACACAGUGCGGCUCAUCCGGCAGUGUCAGAAAGAUCACAUGGGAAACGGCAUCACCCAGAAGAGCAGCUCAGAAGUGCGAGCGUACAUUGAUUACCUUCAUAUCAUCGACAAUCAGCAGACUCUGUUUGAGCUGUCACACAGACUGGAGCCCCGGGCUUAGAGGACGGCUCUUAGUGCGCUUCCCAGUGUGUCAGCCAGACCGUCGGAUUGCCAAGGAACAACCUAUCGCUGUCUCAGCUAUCUCUCAGGACUCAGAGGACGCUGCACGAUCCUGGCCGACCACAGGAGGGAGCCACUCGAUCAGGAAAACUCUCACUAGAGAUGGAAUAAGCAGCGGAGGACACACCUUAGGUUAAAUGCAUAAAUAUUUGCAUAGAUCCCCAACAGUCAUUGAUCCAGAACACCUGAAUCCAGGCCCAGUCGACAUCAUCCAACAGCUGAGCUGCAGUGCCAGCAGAUCCACUCCAACGUUUGCUGCCUGCUGGCAAGAGAAACCAACAGCAACAGGUCUGAGCUGAAGAUGCUGAUAAGUAUGAUUAGGUCUGCGCGUCCAGACCUGCUGCUGCUGCUGGUGCUAUUACAUUCCUACAGAUGGCAGGGGCUGGCAGGUUUAGAGUUCUGACAAUGACCCAACAGCUCCCCUCUGUGGAGAAUCAGCAGAAUGAGUUUGUUUGCAGGUGAAGUGCUUCCCAUCUAACAAAUGUGCCAACAAAUAAUUGUUGAGCAUGGAAGUUCAUUCUCAACCUUGAAAGCAGCAUGUUUGUCAACAAAGGGUCCAGUUACCUGCCUUUCCGGAGCUUUUAGCCUUCUAAAUCACGUCACAUCAAGCGAUUGAGAUCAAAAGCUUCAGAAUAAGUCAUACGUCUUUUUUGUAUCUACAGACGCUGUUCCUAGCUCUGUCAGCAGAGGGUUGUUUCAUCAGAUUUAACCAAAGAGCAUUUCAGUCCGAUACUGCACACACACUGCUGCUUUCUCAGAGUUCGCCUCAAUCCAGAUGUUCUCUUCGCCAGAUCAGACAGGCUGCCACUAGCAAAUCCAUACAGUGUGUGACACAAACUGACGUCUUGCUAAACUGAUUCAAGAAGAUAGCAAUGAUUGUUAAAUAUUUGACAUUUUCAUACAGUAUUCUCGUUAUUGUUUACAUUGCAGAAUUCUCUUAACAUACAGUUUUAUUUUAAUCUAAAGGUGCAGUGUAUCAGGCUUCACACAAUUCAGAUGGUUUUAGAGCAGGAAAUAAGAAUACACAGUAUACUGUAUUUCUUUAGUGUGUGUGUGUGUGUGUGUGUGUGUGUGUGAAAAGAUGUGUGUCCCGUGUGAGUUAUAAUGACGCAUGUUAGUGCCAAAAACCAUAAAAAUGGCCAUUCAAAUGAAUGCUAAUUGCUCAUCUUUUUUUUUUCCAAAGCAUCGAUGUGAGGAUCUCCAUCUAGCUGAGCUGUGGACAAUCAGUUAAAUGAAGCAGCAGACCCACACUGACACACCUCUGUGUCCGGUCUUUAAAGUUCAGGUUAAAAAACACAAUACGGUGUGUUUGUCCUCGUGUUAGAGAGGAACAGCCAUCCAGAUGGUUUGAUUUGCUGGGAGGUCGGAGAUAUUGGCUUAAUCUUUAUGGUACUCAGAAAUUAGCAUUUGAAAAACGUGUUUCCAAAAACAAUUACGUGGUGACUCAUUACAACCCAUGAUAACACUUUACGUGGACAGCGUCACUGAGGGCUGCUUUCUGGCUAAAUCAAAUGCUACUCAGCUCCAUCACUGAGCUACAGCUGAUCUCUUGUAUCCUCAGUAAAUGUAUGGAUAGAUAUUGUAGAAAAAGGUAACUGUCCCUGUAAAUAAAGAGCAAUAGCAACAUCAAGUACUGCAGCACCUUCUGGACAAAAACAAGUAGAGAAAAAGGAAGAAAACUAGAAGCCAUUUGCUUAUGUAGUGUGUAGUAACACUACUGUAUACAGAUGUAUAGUGUGUAGUCAUGGAAGAUGCAGUAUUUAUUGUCUAAAUUGGUCAACUGAAAAUUCUCACUUUUGCCCUACGGUUAGGCUGCUUUAGGUAGGCGUUGUGAAGUGCUGUAGAUGGAUUUUUACAUUAUAUUCUUGAGGUUUUAUUUGUAUAUUUUGGAUUUUAAAGCACACAGCGAACAUAGAGAGAACAUGCUUUAGUACUAUCUUGUUUUAAAUUUCAUCUGUACCAUCAACAAUGUACAGUGGAUUCUGUUUAUACUGUAUAUAUGUAUGUGUUGAGAUUCUGGAGAAGGAUAUUUAUUUAUUUCAGAAUUAUUUAUUUUUUUCCAUAGAUACUCAGUUUGAUUUCAUUUUUUGUUUUGUUUUUUUGUACGCACUGUUUUGGCUGGUCUGCAUGAUAUGGCAAACCAUGGAUUGACCACCAGUGUGAACUGUGCAUGCAAUAAAAUAUUUUUCGUCA
Molecule: messenger RNA, 4366 nt
Organism: Chelmon rostratus (copperband butterflyfish)
Lineage: Eukaryota; Metazoa; Chordata; Actinopteri; Chaetodontiformes; Chaetodontidae
Product: rap guanine nucleotide exchange factor 5-like
Exons: 18
Coding region: 243-2114 (623 amino acids)
Biological process (GO): positive regulation of GTPase activity; Ras protein signal transduction
Cellular component (GO): plasma membrane
Molecular function (GO): guanyl-nucleotide exchange factor activity
Source: RefSeq, a predicted model, not a curated record